AUGUCGCGUGCGGACUGGGAUGAUCUAACAGUGACGAUCACAACAGUGAUAUCUCGUGCUGAGAGUCCGAGGUCGGCUUCCACAGAAGAGCAGAAGUUGCGUACGUUUGCGGAGGCGAACGAUGAUAGCGGUUUACAGGCAGAAGGGGUCUCAAGUCCUUCUGAAGGCCUAAAGGCCCAGGAUCACUUGGUGGUCUGGGUCGAAAAAUAUCUCGUGCAGACGCAUGGACAAACACAGGCCAAUGUUAUCCUGGAUGACAUUGAUAGAAGGAUUGCGGCAGUUCCUGCAUUUUCGGGACUACGCAGAUUUCCUCAAGGACGCAACUUUCAACAGUGGACCGGAGACGAUUCAAAAGCACUUAUGAAGGUGUAUUUACCAGUGAUUGAAGGCUACGUCCCAGUCGAAAUUGUCCGCACAUUUCGUGCUUUCCUCGAAUUUUGUUAUCUUGUCCGUCAUAAUAUCAUCACAGAGAAGACGCUUGCAGAAAUUGAUGACGCACUUGCUCGAUUCCAUCAGUAUCGCGAAAUCUUCAAGUCCUCUGGGAUGAUUCUGACAUUCUCACUCCCCCGACAACAUUCAAUGAAACAUUACCAUGCUCUCAUUCGACUUUUUGGUGCGCCGAACGGACUUUGUUCCUCUAUCACAGAAUCCAAGCACAUCAAGGCCGUGAAGGAACCGUGGAGACGAUCGAGUCGCUACAAAGCACUAGGCCAGAUGCUCGUGACCAACCAAUGCCUGGACAAGUUGACUGCAUCACGUCAAGAUUUUCGGGCUCGCAGGAUGCUUAACGGCACCUGUCUAUCUUCUGUCAUCGCGGCGUUGAAUGCACAAACCCCCACUGAGGAGCAUCGCAAUAUGGACCAACAAGAGCCACCUGCCAUCUUGCCUGCUAGACUGGGAGAAGAUGAUGGGGGCGCAGACUUUGAGGUUGUCGAUGACCCCAUGUCAGUCCUCGCGCUGUAG
Molecule: messenger RNA, 963 nt
Organism: Suillus fuscotomentosus
Lineage: Eukaryota; Fungi; Basidiomycota; Agaricomycetes; Boletales; Suillaceae
Exons: 5
Coding region: 1-963 (320 amino acids)
Source: RefSeq, a predicted model, not a curated record